Aspergillus pseudotamarii is the source of this 1891-nucleotide messenger RNA. RefSeq lists its product as uncharacterized. The coding region runs from base 53 to 1225 and encodes 390 amino acids. The transcript is spliced from 2 exons. Lineage: Eukaryota; Fungi; Ascomycota; Eurotiomycetes; Eurotiales; Aspergillaceae. The record is from RefSeq and is a predicted model, not a curated record.
CUUCCCUCUCCACACCCUUAUUCUCAACUUCUAUCAGUACGAUAACAUCACAAUGGGCAAACUACAGCCGCAUUGCGACCCCAACGAUUUACCCCCUCCGUACGAACAGGUCGUUUCGGAACCCUCUUUAGACAACGUCGACAACGACUCUCUUCCUCCUCUGGCUGGACCUUCCACAGCGACACCCCCCAUCGCUGACAACCAAGCGCAAGACAAUGACAGAUCUGAAAUUACCGAGCGACCGUCCACGACUAUGUCGCCCUUCUUGAGCGAAGAUCCCACCGCACUUCACAGUUUUAUUAGCCAUGAGGCUCGCAUUCCCCCGCAACCGUGUCUGAGUGUUCGCGGGGCACACCAAGAGACUCACCCCGACCGAAAUGAUCGCAAGGAAAACCGCACAGAGUCAGUGGUCGAUUUUGACUUCCGGGUCAAUAUGGCAAACUAUGUGGUGGGCGACCCUGAUUGCGACGCGGGCUGGUAUCAGUUGCGCGUAGCGCGGGACGGCGACGGGCAGAAGUUAUAUCGGGGUGGGCGAUGUCGGUCGCGUAUGUGGAAGCGACACGCCAGGGGGAGGGGCGUCAGGCUGCCAAGCAUAGAAGACGGUACUGAGACUGAAAAUGUCGGGUUGGUCGAGGAUGAUGCAGGACCGGAUCUCAUGGGCUGGUGUGAGCGGUUCUGCCAGGACCCAUCACCCGUCAAAUCCUUCACGUUCACCCGUCACAUUGAGAACUUCAACUCAUCCAUCAUCCAUUCUACCUUGACUUCCCAUCUACGGUCCCUCAACUACCAAGGCAAUAUCGACAUCUCCACGUCCUUCUCCAACCGGUCAUUUACGGUCUAUUCGCCCCAUUGGAUCAACCGUGCCCGCAACAAUAACUUUGUGUACUUUACCUGUCUUAUUCUUCAACUGUGGCUAAUCACCUGGCCGAUUAUCUGGCUCCUGGAACGUCGGUAUGCCGUUGUUGGGUCCGUGUGGUUGUUUUCCCGGGAAGUAGGAACCCAGCACGUCUACGCACGGAGUCGAGACGAAGCCAGUAUCGCGGAGGAUUUGGCCCCGGUGGUUACCCAAGCUGCAUGGGAACGAAGGUUGGACGGCAAAGUCCUCACUCAGCAGGACAUGCGACUUCUUCGGCGGCUUGAGCGUGAGGGUCAACAGCGUGGCGGACGCAUUCUGGUAGUGAACUGGGAUCGGAUCAGCGGAUGGGGUCGUGAUCAGUAUACUUGAAUCCAGACUCUCUCUCCUCGGCCCUAUGGACCCUGGACGAAAGUGGUAUAAUGGGUAUAACGUGUUAUUACGCUCACAUAACCGUGCUUUGAACACGUUUCAAGAUAGCAUUCGAGCAUUUGAUCUGUUGACGUCAUCCUGACCUACAUGGCACAUAACUGGAGGGUAAAUAAAAAUCGCUAAAGGGACUUUAUCGCAUGCUGAUUGAUCUCGCACUUCUCAUGGGUCAGCGAUAUCUGGUGUAUGUCAAGUCACCGGCAUUGUCCCAUACCGGCCCGCUAUCAAAUCCGUUGUCGACGCGACCUCUUAACAUUGGAUAAUGCUGGGUACGAUUACAGAACCGGCGACUAAUGCAGGCUGACCCCUAAGCGAGAUGUCCGUGGGUCUCUCCAGAUAUGCUUCAUUUUGGUGCACACACUCUGACGGUUGCAUGAUAACCAUGCCUCCAGCGUCCGGACCGGUGUCCGGACCGGUGAAUUAAGAUUUAACUAUCCGGGGCAAUGACUUAGUGCGCAGAGUGGCGUGGAUAAGGGAUUAUCAUGCAGGUGGUAAGGCUAAAAGGGGCUGUAGGCUCUACUAUUAGUGGUUUCGUUGACAUCGCUGGGUUCCCUGGUAUCUUAUCGUCUUUCUCACUUCGAUAUGAUAUUUUCAGUUGGCAUGAAUGAG